AUGUUCAAAUCAUAUUACAAUAAGAAGAGAUUUCAAAAAAAGAAAAUAAUAUUGAUUACAAGUAUUUCAUUAUGGGCAAUAGGUUUAUUUUAUUGGUAUUUUAAAUUUAUUUAUAUUCCACAACAACAUCAACAUCAUGAAAUGGAUGAAAUAAUGGGAGAUCAUUCAAUAUAUAAUUUACAUGAUGGAUUUUAUAAAGAAAUUGAACAUAAUCAAAAAUUACCAACUUCUACUACAUCAACAUUAUCUGUUGCAAAUGCAGAUCAAACAGUUACACCUAAUCCUGCAAAUCAGAAUCAUUUAGAUGAUGAACAACAACUUAAAGUAGCGCUUGAAGAAUAUGAAAAUGAGCAAUAUAGACUAAAUACGGAAGAUUUUAGAUACAACAAUACAUUCUUAAACUUGUUAAAGAAUCAUUUAAAUUUAAAUAAAGAAAAUGAUCAAUUUUCAACAAUAUAUGAUUUAAUAUUAAAAGAUCAUUCAUUAAUUUCGAUUUUAAAAAAUUUAAAUUUUAAUCAACGAUGUGAUUUAUUUUUUAAACACAUUUAUUUACAAAAUCAAAAUUGGAAUUUUAAUCCAAAUGAAGAUUAUACAAUCUAUUUAGGUGAAGAAGGAUUAAAUGAAUUUAAAGAGGGAAAUUUUAAAGUUUUGAAAUAUAAAUUUUUCAAACAACUAAAAUCACCACCUAAAAGUAUUUAUGAAAUUAAUGAUGAUGAUGAAAAAUUAAAUGAAUUUAUUAUCAAUGAAUAUACAAACAAAAUAAGAAAUGAAAAACAUAAAAAAAUGAUUGAUAAUAUUUCAAUUUUUAGAAUUUUUAAUAAAUGUUAUAUUACAAAUGAUAAAAAGGAUCAAAUUGAAACAACAAAUAAAUUUAUAAAUAAACAAAAACAAUUUAUUGAAAAUCUAAAUAACAUAGAAGAUAAUGACAAAAAUUUUAUAAAUAAUGAUGAAAAAUUUUCAUAUAAUAAAUUUGAAAAAUUAGUAUCUGAAAGUCAUAUAGGAAAUAAAUUUCAACAUAGAUUAUAUCCAUGGUUAUCAUUUGAAAAUCCAAUAUUUGAAAGAUGGACAGGACAAAUUAUAAAUUAUCCACCAAAUUUUAGAACAAUUUUAAAAGAUAAAUCUCAACCAAUUAAUAAAGAAUUUAUAAAAGAUUCAAAAUCAAUUAAAGAUUUAAAUUUUUUUAAAAAUUUCAAAAAUCAAUGUAAUGGAAAAGGUAUUGUAUUGACAGUUGCUAAUAUACAUGUUGAUUAUGUUAUAAAUUUAAUUCACUUGCUAAGAUCUUUAAAUAAUAAAUUACCUAUACAAAUUAUCUACUUCAAUGAUUUGAAUAAUGAAAGUAAAAAAAAAAUUGUAACAGCCGCAAGAGAAAAAUUUAAUAGUUUACCAAAUUCUUUUGAAAAUGUUUCAGAAUCAUUUACAAAUUUAAACCCCGAAGAAGGUUUACCAAAACAAGAAAUUUGGUUUGUUAAUAUUGCUAAUGUCAUAAAUGAAAAUUAUAAAGAAAAAUUUCAUGGGUUUUCAAAUAAAAUUUUAGCUACUUUAUUUAAUUCAUUUAAUGACUUUAUGUUGAUUGACGCUGAUACAGUUAUGAUGAAACCUCCUGAAUUUUUUUUUAAUUUAAGAGGUUAUUUAAAAACUGGAACUUUAUUUUUUAAAGAUAGAUCAAUAUUAGAAAAAAGACCAGCGGAAGAUAAAAUUUUAUUUAAAAAAUUAUCUCCUUCAACUAUUGAUUCAAUUAUGUUUAAUAUUCCAAUAUUAACAAAUUAUACUUUAAAUUUAGGAUUAUUUAUUGAUUUAUGGCAUCAAAUGGAAAGUGGAAUGGUUUUAAUUAAUAAAUCCUUACAUUUUAAUUCAAUAUUAAUGAUAAAUCAUAUAAAUUUAUUUUCAAAUUUAAGGGAUAAAUCUUAUGGUGAUAAAGAAUUAUUUUGGUUAGGUUUUGCAAUUAAUGGUGAUGAAAAUUUUUAUUUUAAUAAAUUAAAUGCUGCUUCAAUAGGAGUUAUAACUUCAAAUAAUGAAAGAACCAAGCCAGAUGGCUCUCCUUAUAAAUCAAAAGAAAUUUGUUCUUCUCAUCCUGGUCAUAUAAAUGAUGAAGAUAAUCAUUCAUUAUUAUGGAUAAAUUCAGGUUUCAAAUUUUGUCAUCAAUCUUCUUUAAUUGAUUUUAAUAAGGAAAGUUCAAUAGGGGGUGAUAAAUUAAAAUUUUUAGAACCUGAUCCAGAAGUUUAUGAAAAAUUUUAUAAUAUUAAAAAUAGAAAAUGCUAUUAUUCCACCAAUUGGAAAUAA
Messenger RNA from Lodderomyces pseudojiufengensis, 2280 nucleotides. Its product is annotated as alpha-mannosyltransferase. The record is from RefSeq and is a predicted model, not a curated record. Bases 1 to 2280 code for a protein of 759 amino acids. Gene Ontology annotation, biological process: protein O-linked glycosylation. Gene Ontology annotation, cellular component: Golgi apparatus. NCBI's taxonomy places the organism in Eukaryota, Fungi, Ascomycota, Pichiomycetes, Serinales, Debaryomycetaceae. The transcript has a single exon. Gene Ontology annotation, molecular function: alpha-1,3-mannosyltransferase activity.